Messenger RNA from Aspergillus calidoustus, 1149 nucleotides. The record is from the annotation of a GenBank genome assembly. Lineage: Eukaryota; Fungi; Ascomycota; Eurotiomycetes; Eurotiales; Aspergillaceae.
AUGCCUUCCACCAUCGAGAAAUCAAACAAAGACGCCAUCUGGCGCUCAUUGAACGGACAAACAGUCUCAGUCCCUAACCUGGCCAAACUGCUUCCUUCAUGGAACUUCAAGAUCCAUCCCGAGUAUGAGCGGGCGAGAGAUGAGGUUCUGAAUCCGUGGAUUCGUCGCUGGGUCGACGACGCCGUGACAUGUCGAAAACUCCAGAAAGCAGAGUUUGGCGUCUUUGCUGCUGUACUUUGUGCAGACGCGCCGUUCGAUCGGUUGUGUACUGUUGCCAAGUACUUUGCUUGGUACUAUAUCUGGGACGAUAUCUUCGACUGCGGUGCUUUACAGGGGGGCAGCGACUCUGAAAUCAGCAACUACAGACAAGCAAGCAUUCAAUACAUUCAACAUCAGCUUCUCCCGGAACAUGAAUGUCCAGAUCUAUCGGUAUACCCAUCUCAACUACAGAAUACACUAGUAUGUUGGGAGGAGGUUGGCAGGCAUAUCCGCGAGGUUUGCUCACAUGACACCCGAGUGAUUCUCUCAAAGACCAUGCUCGAAUACAUGGAAGCGGUCGGCGACGCGAAUGAGCUUUUCGCAGAUGGAAAGCUUCCCUCCCUUGAAGCGUACUGGGCGCGGAGAGACUAUGCUGCGGGGAUUUACCCUGGUAUUGCGACGAUUCCAUUCGUCUACGGCGUCGAUAUCACCCCCGCUGAUGUAUCGAACGCCCGCAUGAAGGCGCUCUGGAAAUCCACCUCCUAUCUCGUCCAUAUCUCAAACGACAUAAUCUCCCUCAGAAAAGAACUAUCCGACGGCCAAAUCGAAAACCUCGUCCCGGUAAUCAUGCUCAACGAAGGCAUCACCAUCAAUGAAGCAAUGCAGAAGAGUUACAAAUACGCCAAGGACAACGCGGCAGACAUGGAGACCGCAGCACGCAAUCUACAGCGCGGACUCGGCGAACGCCACAGUUCCAGUUCUCAGGCUGUCGUUGCGGCGUUUACGCAGGGGUGUAGGGAUCUUGCGGCCGGGUUGAUUCAUUGGAGUUACUCGGGUCAGCGAUACUUCAAGUCCGCGGAGCUUGGUGCGGAUAAGGUGCUUCGUUUUCAGAUUGAUAGCGGGUUAUCGGGGUCUGCGGUGGCAAGCGGAUCUGUUGCUGCUCAAGGUUGA